GCCGAGGUGCGCUACAUCUCUCCCAAGCACCGACUCAUCAAAGUGGAGAGCGCCGCCGCGGGCGGGACCGGGGACCCUCCAGGGGCGUCCUGUUCGGGUGGCCGCACCUGGAGCCCGACAGCCAGCGGAAGCAAGAAACUGCUCAACAAGUGUGCCACCUCGGCCGCGGAGGAGAGCGGGGCCGGCAAGAAGGACAAGGUGACCAUAGCCGAUGACUACUCUGAUCCCUUUGAUGCCAAGAAUGACCUCAAGAGCAAAGCAGGAAAGGGGGAGAGUGCUGGCUACAUGGAGCCCUAUGAGGCCCAGAGGAUCAUGACAGAAUUCCAGAGACAGGAAAGCAUCCGGUCCCAACACAAGGGCAUCCAGUUAUACGACACCCCUUACGAACCUGAAGGCCAAAGCAUCGACUCUGACUCGGAGAGCACAGUCAGCCCCCGAAUGCGGGAAAGCAAGCUGCCCCAGGAUGAUGACAGGCCUGCUGAUGAAUAUGACCAGCCGUGGGAAUGGAAUAGAGUCACCAUCCCCGCCUUGGCAGCCCAGUUCAAUGGCAAUGAGAAACGGCAGUCAUCCCCCUCACCUUCGCGGGACCGGCGGCGCCAGCUUCGUGCUCCUGGAGGGGGCUUCAAGCCUAUCAAGCACGGGAGCCCCGAGUUCUGUGGGAUCCUGGGAGAAAGAGUGGAUCCUGCUGUCCCACUGGAGAAGCAAAUAUGGUAUCAUGGAGCCAUCAGCAGAGGAGAUGCCGAGAACCUGCUGCGCCUCUGCAAGGAGUGUAGCUACCUCGUGCGGAAUAGCCAGACCAGCAAGCACGACUACUCCCUGUCACUGAAGAGCAACCAGGGCUUUAUGCACAUGAAACUGGCCAAAACCAAAGAGAAAUACAUUCUGGGUCAGAACAGCCCCCCAUUCGACAGUGUCCCAGAGGUCAUCCACUACUACACCACCAGAAAGCUACCCAUCAAAGGAGCUGAGCACUUGUCCCUCCUGUAUCCGGUGGCCGUGCGGACCCUGUGAAGGGACCAGUCCCUCCCUGCUCUGUGACGGAGCCCAAGACUUGGAGAAGCCGGCAGGGCACCGACGAGCCCCACCACUUUGCCAGCCGUGUCCAGUUUGUGUCGUGUGUAUGGUACUAGCACACCACUGCAUGUCUUAGAGUGCUGUUGCCACUGACUGGGGCUGGAGAAGGCCUGGAUGGAGGCUGAGGGAAGGCCACCACACCACCCCAGUCCCCACCCCUACCCCUCCUAGAAUUUCUGUGAAUUAAAUAUUUGCAAUCCAAAGAGAUGCCUUACAGGGUGAACAAAGGCGGCAGCAGUGGGGCUGGAGCUCCCUGGCUGCAUCUCUUUGUUCUCCAGCUGUCAGGAACUCACACCUGUGUACUGCAAAGUUUCCCUCCCACCUGCCGGUGCUGGGAGCCCAGGGGGGCCGGCUGCCCCUCUGGUGUGGAGUUUCUGUGAGUGUGCGCUUGAGCACAGAUGCAAGUGAGAGUAUGGUCACACACACACACGUAAGCCCCUCUACUUUUAGUUGCUCAGUGUAAUCAUUAGAUCUUCAAGGUAUUGUGCGGUCAAAAAGAGGAUGCAAUUAUUUAUGAAUAGGGUGUGUAAAUAAAAUAGUCAUUUAAUAUAUAU
This is a messenger RNA of Fukomys damarensis (Damara mole-rat), 1628 nucleotides long. RefSeq names its product SH2 domain containing adaptor protein B (gene Shb). The record is from RefSeq and is a predicted model, not a curated record. Lineage: Eukaryota; Metazoa; Chordata; Mammalia; Rodentia; Bathyergidae. The annotation marks the transcript as partial. The transcript is spliced from 6 exons. Gene Ontology annotation, molecular function: phosphotyrosine residue binding.